Molecule: messenger RNA, 3746 nt
Organism: Marchantia polymorpha subsp. ruderalis
Lineage: Eukaryota; Viridiplantae; Streptophyta; Marchantiopsida; Marchantiales; Marchantiaceae
Source: the annotation of a GenBank genome assembly
CAAUAUUUGCUUCGCGCAAGUGCUCGAAUUUCUUCCCGCCUCCCACGGUCAACGAGCGAGCUCGGGUAAUUCAUCGCACUGGAAUUCGCUAGCUCGCAGCACAGAAAGGCACCGUGAAGAAGAAGAAGAAGAAGAAGAAGAAGAUGCAGACAGACUGGCUGGACGAGGGAAGAGCGAGGUAACCAAUCCCUCACCGGACGCUCUGUCCCCCGCGCAAAAUCUUUAGCCUCCCUUUGGUGGGGGUUGAGGUGGGUGGGGGGGGGGGAAUAGGAACCGUUUUGUGAACUCUUAAGCUGGCUGCGCAGCCGACGAAAAGUCUGAUGAGAUGUUCGUGAAGGAUUGGAGUGAAGGAGCGUUUCGAUUAUCGGAGAAGGUUGCAGCGAAAUAUAUCGGAUCGAAGGCAGGGGAGAGGACGUAAGGGACUCUUCUCGAGUUCAGAGGUUCAGUCGACCGCUGGGGGAAGCAGAGCGCAGCGCGGACAUUCUCUCGUAUUGGUUGAUUGGUCGAUGCUCUCUGUGUGCGUCUCGUACAGACAUCGUUGUCGAAUUUUCAGCUUUGAAAGUGAGAGCUGCUGCUGCUGGGAAAUUGAGGAGCCCGAAGAUGUUCGAAGCUCGAUGUAGAGAUUUCCAGUGAGCCAGCUCGCCCUCGUACCAAGAAACCUCGGUGCGCGAAAGUCGUGGGUCUGCACUUUGCAAUUUCAAAGCCAGGCUAUCCGAGCUGGGCUGGCCUGGAUGGACCGAGAUGGGGCAAUCUUCCAGUUGUGAAGAUUUCGGAUGGUUCCAGAGCAUGAAGGGGCAUGAGUCCCUGAUCUUUAUGGACCAGGGCGGGAUGGAUUCGUGCCGAGCAAGUGUCGACCUCUUGCAGAGUUUCACCUGGACAACUGAAGAAGUGGACGACUGUUACAGAAAGUCGCAGCAUGAAGUGCAGGAUCGAAAGUAUGAAGAGAUGGACGAUCGAAGCGGCGAGAAAAGUCGCGUUCAUAGUUUGGAAGAGGAGUUGCUGGCGGAGUCAGAUGCUAUAGAAGAGCUGGAGACCAAGAUGCAGAUUCGACUCAUGGUCGCCGAAGCGGUUUGGAAGGGCUUGUUGCGGGCUGUGGAGGAUGUCUCGUCGAGAGCCACGGACGUCAAGGAGGCAGAGUUAGUGAGGGUCAGGCAAGAAUUGAAAAGCAGAGAUGCAGUCAUCGCCGAUCUCACUCAGGAGUUGAAGACGAAAUAUGAUGAGCUGAACGAGGUUGACGAGCUCAGGCACCAUGACCUUCUGGAUGAAGUCAGUAAAGGGAAGGAUGUUGCUCACUGCUUGGAGGAGAAAUCUCGAAGCUUGGCCCUCAUGGAAGACAAAGUUGAGCUUCUGAAUUGCAAAAUGCAGGAGCUGAUAACGGCGCAUUCUUCGCUCAUUCAAGAGAUCGGAAGCCAUAAAGAGAAGAUCGAAGAUCAGCGCAGUCAGAUUGCCCAGCAUGAGUCUGCUGUUCAUGAAUCUGAAAGGCGUUGUCAGAUGCUGCUACUUGUCGUCAAACACUUGCAAGAUGAAAUUGCAGUUCUGAAUUCCAAGCGUUUAGCACAUGAAGAAGCGGCAAAGCUGGCCGAAACCGAAAUGCAGGAGCAAAAUUGGAAACGCGAGGCAGAAAUCACACUCAUCAUGACAGCGCUGGAAGGGAGAGUGAUGGAUUUGGAGACAGAAUUAUCCCAUUUAGGGGAGGACGCUUUGGUGAAUCAGGUCGAGACAGUCACGUCGAAAUCCCGAAUUUUGCAGCGGCUGUCUUCAGAACUCAGAGACUUGCGGGCUUCUAAAGUUGCCCUCGAAACCAGACUCGAAGACACUCAAGCAGUCGUGAGAUUCUGGGAGGAGAACAUGCGCUCGGAGGAGCUGAAGCUGGCUGAUAAUGCUAAGGAGUUGAAGCUUGCACAGAGGGAGAUUGCCGAACUUGAGCGAAAGCUAUCUCUGAACGAAAGCCUUCUUCGAGAUUUUGAAACCGAAGUGAAUGAGAUCCGAAAAAGCGAGGACGAAUUGAAGGAGCAGCAGAAGGCACUGGAUGCUGUGAAUGGAAGUCUGAGACUGGAGCAGGAGAAGACCGCUCUCUUGGAGCAGGAACUCCGCGAACUGAAGGAGGGCCAUCUAGCUUGCAGCUUGGAGGAGAAUGUUUGGGAGGUCAACUUUCAGGUUAUGUUAGUGAGUGCCUUCAUGGAGAGCACGUUUCAGGACUUUUUAUCAUGGUCAGGGAAGAGCAGUGGACUUUCAGAAAACGGCGAAGAAAGAUGUAAUCGAGUUUUAUGUGAGAAAUCUGAAGUAAACAGGGUGGGAAGCCGAAGUGCGUUCAUCUCUGAUUCUGGGACGCAGUUACAACACAAUACGGAAGGGAAUGGUAAUGAGUUAUUAACAGCACAAGCAAGAUCUGCGGACAUUUGCACCAAGUCACAGAGCGUAGAGCGUAGUGAAAGUGAGAAUAUGAGAAAUGAUGUAGAACGGAAAUUGGUUGAAGAAGAGGAACGAGGAAUUGAGCUGCGUGAAACUCUACAGGAGAUCGAGUGGCGAAGUCAAAUAGAAAACAUCCUGGUUCUUGGGUAUGCAGAGAAAUUUUGUCGGGAACAGCUAGAGAGGAAAAAUUCAUAUGCUUCGAGAUAUGUUGAAGUUAGUUGCAGAAAUAGAGAACUCGAGAAAGAGGUUGCAGAGCUAAACGACUUGAAAGUUGUUUUGGAACGUCAUUUGCCAUCUGCUUGUAGAGAGAUAAAAUCAGGGGUUGAAGAACAGAUCCAGAACUUACUCGCAUCAAUGCACCGGAUGGAAGGUAACUUUGCCGAGAGAUUAGAACAUCUCAAUGUACGUCUGCACCAAGCUGAUAUUUCACUCAUCCAGAAGUCGGCUUUGCUUUGUCGUAGCGAAGAAGGUUACGAGCUAAAUCUCGUUAAUCUUCGAAAAGCAGAGGCAGAAGUUGAUUUUCUGGGAGAUGAAGUCGAUGCUUUGAUGGAUACGUUAGAGAAGGUGUACAGAGUGCUCAGUCACUAUCACCCCGUUAUCCAACUGUAUCCAGGUCUAGCAGAACUUUCCAAAGAGGUUAAAACGCAGGUCCUUCAGCGAGUUUCCGACGAUGAUGGAUAGUGCUUGUGACACAAGCCUUGGUGCUCAGAUCUGUACAUAAGUGUCUUGCCCACUGGUUGCCACAAGAUCGUAGGGAUCCACAAAUCUAGAGUUCAGUCUGCGAUUUUCUGCGUGAGUUAUAUGGAGUCGGCGCACUUGAGGGUGCUUAGGAUUUUUCUCAAUCACAUGAUUGAAACAAGAUGCAUGUAAGAUAUAAACCUCGCUAGUAAAAGGUAGUGAUGUAAAAAGGAAAUUAUUUCGCCCUUGAAAUGUAAAUGUAAUAUGAAAGAUCUGAUUGAAGACCCCAAUUCAACAGUGUAUGCCAAUUGAGUAGAAGCUACUACAGUACUUCUAAUUCCACGCCUAUGUGGCAACGGGGCUUGAAACAGGAAGAAACAGGUAAAAAGGAAUACCUAAAGAGGCCAUACUGCCGAAGGAUUGCACCAAGAGUUUCACCAUUUACACCAUCGCAGUUCUCUACUUAUUCCUUCGUCCAGCCAGAAUGGUGAAAUUUGAGGAGCAUGACAAACCAUUCCACUUCAUUCCACUUUAGAAUAAUUCACCGACCGCCACUCUCGGGGGUAGAGGGCAAAAGUGAUGAAAAAUCUUGAAGCGAGUUUCUGAUUUCGAAGUUGUCAAGUAUGGUACUUGUAUACUUCCACGACGGCUGAAAG